AUGAAUCCAGAAUACGAUUACCUUUUUAAACUCCUUUUGAUCGGUGAUUCUGGUGUUGGUAAGUCUUGUUUGCUCCUCCGAUUUGCUGACGAUACAUACACGGAAAGUUAUAUUAGCACCAUUGGUGUGGAUUUUAAAAUUCGUACUAUUGAACUUGAAGGAAAAACCGUAAAAUUACAAAUUUGGGAUACUGCAGGUCAAGAACGAUUCCGAACUAUUACUUCUUCUUACUAUCGUGGCGCUCAUGGAAUCAUUGUCGUUUAUGAUGUGACCGAUCAAGAUACUUUUGUCAAUGUGAAACAAUGGCUUCAAGAAAUUGAUCGUUAUGCUUGCGAAGGUGUCAAUAAAUUAUUAGUAGGAAAUAAGAGUGACUUGCAGAACAAGAAAGUAGUAGAUUAUGCAGCAGCGAAGGAAUUUUCUGAUCAAUUAAGUAUUCCUUUCUUGGAAACAUCUGCAAAAAAUGCAACGAAUGUCGAACAAGCCUUUUUAACAAUGGCUAAGCAAAUUAAAGACAGAAUGGGCACAACAACUGUCUCUCCCGGCGGUGCUCCUAAGCAAACAGUAAGAGUUGGACAAGGAACAUCAGUACCACAACAAUCCAGUGGUGGUUGUUGUUGA
Molecule: messenger RNA, 618 nt
Organism: Diversispora eburnea
Lineage: Eukaryota; Fungi; Glomeromycota; Glomeromycetes; Diversisporales; Diversisporaceae
Source: the annotation of a GenBank genome assembly